AUGGCCGAUAAUGAACUCGACCUGUUCGGCGCUUUUGAUGACGCGUCUACGACGCUCACGACCGAAGAACUAGCUGUUACCUCAUUCAGCUCUACAAAGCGCAACGAAUUUGAAUUUACUGCAUUUUCCCUGGGUGACGAUAAACCCGCAUCUCCACCAGCCAAGAAACACCAGAAUGAAAAUCGUUUAGCUUCUACGACACUAAAAGUCAUUGAAGGCAAACGCAUUGAUGCGACGCCAAUAGACGGUGACAAACAUUCUGUCAGUGGGGUGCUGCUGAAAAAAACCCCUGCGAAAACGUACCCAUUUACUUUGGACCCAUUUCAACAACAAGCUGUGGAUUAUAUUGAAGCUGGAGAGUCGGUGUUAGUAUCUGCCCAUACGUCAGCUGGUAAAACAGCUGUUGCAGAGUAUGCUAUUGCCAAGUCUUUACGAGACAAACAACGUGUUAUUUACACGUCACCUAUCAAAGCAUUGAGUAAUCAGAAAUACCGUGAUUUGGAAGAAGAAUUUGGAGAUGUGGGUCUUAUGACGGGAGAUAUUACAAUCAAUCCGUCGGCUACAUGUCUCAUUAUGACAACGGAGAUUCUCCGAAGUAUGCUGUACCGAGGUUCUGAGGUGAUGCGUGAAGUCGCGUGGGUCAUUUACGAUGAGAUUCAUUACAUGAGAGAUAAGGAACGUGGUGUUGUUUGGGAAGAGAGUAUUAUCUUGUUGCCACACAAGGUGAGAUUUGUGUUUCUGUCGGCGACGAUUCCGAACUCCAAGGAAUUUGCUGGAUGGAUCUGCCAUAUUCAUCAUCAACCGUGCCACGUUGUGUAUACGGACUACCGUCCGACACCUCUUCAGCACUAUCUUUUUCCUGCAGGAGGUAAUGGUCUGCAUUUGGUGGUGGACGAGAAGGGCAAGUUCCGCGAGGAUAAUUUUCAAAAAGCCAUUGCAACAUUGUCAGCGUCGGUAGAUGAUGCGGCAUCGGAACUGGCGUCAUAUGGCAGCAAUACGAAGCGACGCAAAGUGCAGAAGACAAAUCCAAAGAAAAAAAUAGGCACGGAUGUGUUUCGUAUUGUGAAGCUUAUCAUGGAGCGCCAGUACGACCCAGUGAUCAUUUUUUCCUUUAGCAAGCGCGAGUGCGAAUCGUACGCACUGCUGAUGUCGAAGCUUGACUUUAACACAGAGGAGGAAAAGCAAUCGGUGGAUCAACUCUUUAAAAACGCAAUGGACUCGCUGUCGGACGAUGAUCGUGCACUACCUCAAGUCGACUCGAUAUUGCCACUACUUCGGCGCGGUAUCGGUAUUCACCACGGUGGUCUACUGCCUAUUCUAAAAGAAGUGAUUGAAAUUCUCUUCGGUGAAGGUCUUUUGAAGUGCCUUUUCGCCACAGAGACUUUCUCCAUGGGUCUGAACAUGCCUGCCAAGACUGUAGUGUUCACCAACUGCCGCAAAUUUGAUGGCAAUGAUUUCCGGUGGAUCACUGCAGGUGAAUACAUCCAAAUGUCCGGCCGUGCUGGUCGUCGUUCGCUUGAUGCACGUGGUAUUGUCAUUCAGAUGCUAAGCGAUCAGAUGGAGCCGCAGGUUGCUAAGGGCAUUUUGUACGGUCAAGCUGAUCCCCUUAUCAGUACGUUCCAUCUUGGUUACAACAUGUUGCUAAACUUGAUGCGUGUGGAAGAUGCCGACCCCGAGUACAUGAUCAAGCAGUCGUUUCAUCAGUUCCAGAACGAGCAGGCUGCUCCAGCGCUGGAGGAAGCACUCGAACGUGCUACGGAAGAGAAAAAUCAGAUCGUGAUCAAGAAUGAGGAAGAGGUGGCGCAUUACUACUACCUGUCCAGAUCUCUUGUGCGUCUUAAAGAGGAAUUUCUGGCUAUACGCAACAAGCCUGAAUACGUCGUUCGCUUCCUCAACGGUGGUCGUUUAGUGAAACUUUAUUGUCCGGACAGCGAUGAUGGCGCGUCAAAACCCAAGUGGGAUUGGGGUGUCAUUGUGAAUUUCACGACCAAGAAUGCCAGCAAUUCGACUUCGGCGGCGCCUGACACGAUUGUGCACGUGCUGUUGAACUGUGUCGCAAGUAAUGGUACAACGAAGGCAAAUGAUGCUACCAACGGCAGCUCUGUCUCGGAGCUGCCAACACCAGCGCCUGAUGGUAUGAUGGGCCUGUCGGUUGGAACGUACGAAAUGAAGAUCUGCCCCGUGCCAUUAGAGAUGCUAGACCUAGUUUCUUCUCUGCGUGUGUACAUUCCGAAGGACUUGCGUACAGUAGAUAGCCGGCAGGCAGUGGGAAAAUCGGUGAAGGAGGUGCUGCGGCGAUUUCCUCAGGGUGUGCCACUGUUGGACCCGCGCGAAGACAUGGAUAUCCAGGAUGAGCACUUCUCUCGUGUGAUUGAAAAAACGAUCGAGGCCGAGAAGAAGCUUAAGAGUUCGGUAUUCCAUAGUGCAAUCGACAAAGAGGCACGAUUCGCGCUGUAUAAUCUCAAGAUGGAGAGCGAAGCAAAGAUGCGGGAGCUAGAGCGUAAGAUCAAGGAGUCUAAGUCACUUGUGCUGCGCGACGAUCUGCGUCGUCGUCGGCGAGUUCUGCGACGACUAGAGUUCGUGGACAAGGAGGGCGUGAUACAACGAAAGGGUCGUACGGCAUGUGAGGUCUCUACGACGGACGAGCUGCUGGUGACUGAGAUGAUCUUUAAUGGCCAAUUUAACGAUCUGUCAACGAAUGACACAGUGGCGCUAUUGAGUUGUUUGAUUAAUACGGAGAAGAAUAAGGAAAGCGACAAGCCGCCGCAAGCCGAAAAUUUGGUGAUUCCUGUUCGCCAGCUGCGUGAGACGGCCCAGCGCAUUGCAAAGGUUAUGCAGGACGCCAAGAUCACAAUUGACGUCGGCGAGUAUGCGGGUGCUUUCAACACGAGUCUCGUGGAUGUUGUCAUCGCUUGGUGCCAGGGUGCCAAAUUUUCGCAGAUUUGCAAGAUGUCUGACGCGUUCGAGGGUACAAUCAUCCGUUGCUUGCGUCGUUUAGAGGAGUUGCUACGCCAGCUUACGCUGGCUGCACAUUCCAUUGGCGACGUCGAGCUUGAGAAGAAGUUUGACGAAGGAGGCAAAAAGCUGAAGCGCGACAUUGUGUUUGCUGCCUCCCUCUACCUGUAG
Molecule: messenger RNA, 3126 nt
Organism: Peronospora farinosa
Lineage: Eukaryota; Oomycota; Peronosporomycetes; Peronosporales; Peronosporaceae
Source: the annotation of a GenBank genome assembly